Messenger RNA from Cyphomyrmex costatus, 4830 nucleotides. RefSeq names its product collagen alpha-5(IV) chain. NCBI's taxonomy places the organism in Eukaryota, Metazoa, Arthropoda, Insecta, Hymenoptera, Formicidae. Bases 1 to 4830 code for a protein of 1609 amino acids. The record is from RefSeq and is a predicted model, not a curated record. The transcript is spliced from 4 exons.
AUGAUUGCUACUUCUAUGUCGCAACUCACUCAGGAAUUAACAAGCACCAAUCGAGAUGGCGAAGUCAUUUUGAGCAUUAGUGAUGAACAAAAAAUUCAAUAUUUGAGCCAAAACUUUGAAUCAGAUGCAUACAAAUACGGUUACGAUGUCAACCCGCAUGGACAAUUUCAUCACGAAAUACGUGGUCUACAUGGAAUUACCUAUGGAUGUUAUGGGUACGUUGAUCCCUUUGGUCACCUGAAAACAACGUUUUAUAUCAGUGACGGAUGGGGUUAUCGCGUUGUUCAACCAGGGAAGGAUGUGGAACUUUUCCUUCACAAGCAUGAACAUCAUGAAACCGGAGACAAACAUGAUCAUCACGAGCAUCACGGUGUGAUUACACCAUGGCGAGAAUUAUAUUUCCCCGUGGUGUGUGCGCAAUAUACAAACACGAACAUUCCACCAAAUGAAGGAAAACAUCCAAAUGUUCCUGGCACAUCAGGAAAACCAGGAACGCUGCCGUAUCCAGGACAUCCGGCUAUUCCUGGGCAUUCAGGAACUUCAGGCACACCAGGAAAACCAGGAACACCGUCGUAUCCAGGUCAUCCGGGAAUUCCUGGACAUUUAGGAACUCCAGGCACACCAGGAACACCGUCAUAUCCAGGACAUCCUGGUAUUCCUGGGCAUUCAGGAACUCCAGGCACACCAGGAAAACCAGGAACGCCGUCGUAUCCAGGACAUUCGAGUAUUCCUGGACAUCCAGGCACGCCAGGAAAACCAGGAACACCAUCGUAUCCAGGAUAUCCGGGUAUUCCUGGGCAUCCAGGAACUCCAGGCACACCAGGUACACCAGGAACGCCGUCGUAUCCAGGACAUCCGGGUAUUCCUGGGCACCCAGGAACUCCAGGCACACCAGGAACGCCGUCGUAUCCAGGACAUCCGGGUAUUCCUGGGCAUCCAGGAACUCCAGGCACGCCAGGAAAACCGGGAACGCCGUCGUAUCCAGGACAUCCGGGUAUUCCUGGGCAUCCAGGAACUCCUGGCAGACCUGGAACGCCGUCACAUCCAGGAUAUCCGAGUAUUCCUGGGCAUCCAGGAACUCCAGGCACGCCAGGCACACCAGGAACGCCGUCACAUCCGGGACAUCCGGGUAUUCCUGGACAUCCAGGAACUCCAGGCACACCAGGAACGCCGUCACAUCCGGGACAUCCGGGUAUUCCUGGGCAUCCAGGAACUCCAGACACACCAGGCACACCAGGAACGCCGUCACAUCCGGGACAUCCGGGUAUUCCUGGACAUCCAGGAACUCCAGGCACACCAGGAACGCCGUCACAUCCGGGACAUUCGGGUAUUCCUGGACAUCCAGGAACUCCAGGCACACCAGGAACGCCAUCACAUCCGGGACAUCCGGGUAUUCCUGGGCAUCCAGGAACUCCAGGCACACCAGGAACGCCGUCAUAUCCAGAACAUCCGGGUAUUCCUGGACAUCCGGGUAUUCCUGGACAUCCAGGAACUCCUGGCACACCUGAAACGCCGUCGUAUCCAGGACAUCCUGGUAUUCCUGAGCAUCCAGGAACUCCAGGCACGCCAGGAAAACCAGGAAGACCGUCGUAUCCAGGACAUCCGGGAAUUCCUGGGCAUCCAGGAACUCCAGGCACGCCAGGAAAACCAGGAAGACCGUCGUAUCCAGGACAUCCGGGAAUUCCUGGGCAUCCAGGAAUUCCAGGCACGCCAGGAAGACCAGGAACACCGUCGUAUCCAGGCCAUUCGGGAAUUCCUGGGCAUCCAGGAAUUCCAGGCACGCCAGGAAGACCAGGAACACCGUCGUAUCCAGGACAUCCGGGUAUUCCUGGACAUCCAGGAACUCCAGGCACACCAGGAACGCCGUCACAUCCGGGACAUCCGGGUAUUCCUGGGCAUCCAGGAAUUCCAGGCACGCCAGGAAGACCAGGAACACCGUCGUAUCCAGGACAUCCGGGUAUUCCUGGACAUCCAGGAACUCCAGGCACACCAGGAACGCCGUCACAUCCGGGACAUCCGGGUAUUCCUGGGCAUCCAGGAAUUCCAGGCACGCCAGGAAGACCAGGAACACCGUCGUAUCCAGGACAUCCGGGUAUUCCUGGACAUCCAGGAACUCCAGGCACGCCAGGAAGACCCGGAACACCAUCGUAUCCAGGAUAUCCGGAAAUUUCUGGGCAUCCAGGAACUCCUGGCACACCUGGAACGCCGUCGUAUCCAGAAUAUCCUGGUAUUCCUGAGCAUCCAGGAACUCCAGGUACACCAGGAAAACCAGAUACGCCGUCACAUCCAGGACAUCCGGGAAUUCCUGGGCAUCCAGGAACUCCAGGCACGCCAGGAAAACCAGGUGCACCGUCAUAUCCAGGACAUCCGGGAGUUCCUGGACAUCCAGGAACUCCAGGCACGCCAGGAACGCCGUCACAUUCAGGACAUCCUGGUAUUCCUGGGCAUCCAGGAAUUCCAGGCACGCCAGUAAGACCAGAAACACCGUCGUAUCCAGGACAUCCGGGAAUUCCUGGGCAUCCAGGAAUUCCAGGCACACCAGAAAUACCGUCGUAUCCAGGACAUCCGGGUACUCCUGGGUAUCCAGGAAUUCCAGGCACACCAGGAACGCCGUCAUAUCCAGGACAUCCAGGAACUCCAGGCACGCCAGGAAAACCCGGAACACCAUCGUAUCCAGGAUAUCCGGAAAUUUCUGGGCAUCCAGAAACUCCAGGCAAGCCAGGAAGACCAGGAACACCGUCGUAUCCAGGACAUCAGGGAAUUCCUGGGCAUCCAGGAACUCCAGGCACGCCAGGAAAACCGGGAACGCCGUCGUAUCCAGGACAUCCGGGUAUUCCUGGGCAUCCAGGAACUCCUGGCAGACCUGGAACGCCGUCACAUCCAGGAUAUCCGAGUAUUCCUGGGCAUCCAGGAACUCCAGGCACGCCAGGAAAACCGGGAACGCCGUCGUAUCCAGGACAUCCGGGUAUUCCUGGGCAUCCAGGAACUCCUGGCAGACCUGGAACGCCGUCACAUCCAGGAUAUCCGGGUAGUCCUGGGCAUCCAGGAACUGCAGGCAUUCCAGGGAGACCAGGAACGCCGUCAUAUCCAGGUCAUACUGGUAUUCCUGGGCAUCCAGGAACUCCAGGUAUUGCGGGAAUUGUUGAAUUAUAUCCAACGUAUCCUGGUACGUCUAAUACACUUGGAACUCCGGGUACACAAGGAAAACCGGAAACAUCAUAUCCAGGACAUAUAGGAAUUAGUAUCGCUAGCACAUCUGGUACUCUCGGUAUAUCAGAAAUAUUCGAAGAUCAAGAAAAACCAAUAUCGUCAUAUCCUGGAUAUCCUAUUUAUCCCGUUACAUUAGAAACACCUAAUGUACCUUUACCUUCUGAGACGUUAGGUAAACCAGAUGAUUUAUUAUAUCCCGGAACUACCACUACAUCAAAUAGGCCAAGCAUUUCUUUCAACCCAAAUAAACCAGGUUAUCCUGGUUAUCCUACGUAUCCAGAAUAUACGGAAGAUUCAAAAUAUCCAGGAGGGGCAAUAGGACCUGAAGGACCAGUGGGAGGUGAAGGUCCGAUUGGUGAUAUUGGCGGCAUAGGAGGUAGCGGUGGUGUUGGUCUUGAUGGUUCUGACGGGCCAUGGCCAACCGGUUCCCCGGGUCCUGAUGGACCAUGGCCUGGUGAUCCAGAUUAUAUACCCGGAAUAAAACCAACAAGAAAACCUUCGCGUAAAGGUGCAAUAACCCAUUCUACGAUUGAGUCAUUUGACACAGACAAAUAUAACUCCAUCUCGAAAUAUAGUUUUAAUAAUAAAACUGAUUCUUCAUAUACGGGUUAUACUCUAAAGGAUAUCGAAUUGUCACACCUAUCGAAAAUUAAUACAUCGUUAUAUAAUAUAAAACAUAAUCAAUAUAGACCUCAAUACGAAACUCAAUCUACGUCAUCAAUCUAUGGGGAAAAGGAAACUACCUAUAAUGCAAACAAAAUUAAUUCAUUGUUGCAAACAGAUCUGACACCGUCAUCAUUGAAAUACGAGAUCGAAGAUUAUCAAUAUACAGAUGUAUUGAAACCAAAUUCACAAUUUUAUGAUCACUUGAUAUAUACAGGACCACAACAAAUAAAAAAACCUUCAAAAAAUGACUUCAAGCAAUUUUUAGUGCACGAUCGAGAUCACUAUCGAAAGUCAAUAUUUUAUCCAUCUUAUAAUUCGCAACAGCAAUCUCCUAAAGGCGCAGAUCAAUUUUAUAAAUUAAAACAACAAGAAAACAAACUUAACGUGGAUGAACAAUAUAAUAACUCUGCCAAUGUGAAUGGCAAAUUGAUUUCUAACGUGUCCUUUCAAUCGGAUGGACUUUCCUCUGCUCCAGACAGACAGGUAAAUGCACGCCUUGAGCAGACAUUCCAGAUGAAUCCCGUUCUCGACGCUAUCGGGGUUCAGCCGCCCAGCUCCAUCAACGUCAAGCCCUUAUCGUUACCUGUAGGGCCAAAUUCACAAGCAUGUCCCUGUUACUUAGUCGAGCCGAAUAACAACACAAACGUAGCAACCAGCUCGACUCUUACCUCUAUCAUUGGUCAAUUGGGAUUCAUUCCUGUUAUCUUCGUACCAUACUGUCCUGGCAAAGAGAUGGACAGCAAUAAGAUGAAACUUAUGUUCCCGUCCGCCACUCCUGUUCCAUAUGCAUGCGACACAUGUAAUACACAAAACAACAAAUUUGUUGUAAAAACGCUCGAUAUAAAUCAACUUGGUAAUAUCGACUAUCUCAAAGAGGCAUUAUAUCAAUCCAAUCUUGGCUUUUUGAAUGUUCCAGUUAAGACCAACAUCGAACGAAGAAGAACCAAAAGCUGA